AUCGCAAAGCGUCCGUGUUACUCUUAUUCUGUGAGACGCACAGGUUGUAGCCGGGAACUUUCAUUAUUAUUUUCCCACAGACCUUUCUUGUUAUUCUAGCGACCCCUGGACCCAGUAGUUUAGUAGCAGCUCCCCUACACGAGGCUGUAACACAUUUUCGCCUGUUGUUGCUUCUUAUCACCAGCCAUCGUUUUUUCUGGCUACAGUCAAUCUGUCCAUUUCCAAUGUAAUCCAUUGUCUCCCUGAUCUGUAGCCCGUCUUCCCUUGCCCCCUCGUUACUAGGUGCUGUCAGCAUGGAUGUGGCAUACAUAUGUGAAUGGGACAAAAGGCCACGGACAAGUCACUGCCCUUCAAUCCCGCUAGUUUGCGCCUGGUCUUGCCGCAAUCUUAUUGCUUUCACCACAGAUCAGCGCAACGAGGAAGAGAAAGAUAUCACAAAUUUGAUCCAUAUCCUUGACACUGAGCAUCCCUGGGAUGUAUAUUCCAUUAACUCUGGGCACCAGGAGGUUAUUACCAGCUUGGAGUGGGACCAGUCUGGUUCCCAUUUGCUUUCCGCUGAUGCAGAUGGUAGAAUCAAAUGCUGGGGGAUGACUGACCACUUAGCCAACAGCUGGCAGAGUCUUGUAGGCAGUGAGGUUGAUGGGGAUCCCAUUGUAGCUCUGUCUUGGUUGCACAAUGGAGUCAAACUUGCUCUUCAUGUUGAGAAGUCUGGUGUUUCCAGUUUUGGGGAAAAGUUCUCCCGAGUGAAGUUCUCCCCAUCCCUUACUUUGUUUGGUGGAAAGCCAAUGGAGGGCUGGAUUGCAGUCACAGUCAGUGGCUUGGUUACAGUGUCUCUGCUGAAGCCUAAUGGGCAGGUGCUGACGGCUACAGAAAGCCUAUGCCGGCUACGUUGUCGUGUGGCACUUGCAGACAUUGCAUUUACUGGUGGUGGAAACAUUGUCGUGGCCACUUGUGAUGGGAGCAGCACAUCUCCAGUACAAUUCUACAAAGUGUGUGUAUCUGUAGUAAGUGAAAAGUGCAAAAUCGACACGGAAAUCCUUCCUUCCCUCUUUAUGCGAUGUACGACUGACCCUGCACGCAAGGACAAGUUCCCAGCUGUGACACACCUUAAAUUCCUUGCCCGGGAUAUGUCAGAACAGGUUCUUCUCUGUGCCUCCAAUCAGUGUUCCAGCAUAGCUGAGUGCUGGUCUCUGCGGAAAGAGGGUCUUCCACUUAAUAAUAUAUUCCAGCAACUUUCCCCAGCAGUAAGUGACAAGCAGCCCAUGAUCCUCAAAUGGCGCAUCCUCUCAGCCACCAAUGAGUUAGAGCGUGUUUCUGCUGUGGCACUACCCAAGCUACCUAUCUCUCUUACAAAUACUGACAUCAAGGUGGCAAGUGAAACCAAGUUUUACCCUGGGCUAGGUCUAGCAUUGGCAUUCCACGAUGGAAAUGUUCAGAUAGUUCAUAGGCUUUCUCUUCAGCCAAUGGCAGUUUUGUAUGGAUCUUCCCUGCGGCCUUCUGAGGAGCCCAGCUUAAAACGGCAGCGUUCUCCUACCCCUUGCAUCCACUUCAAAGCUUUGCAGAUGUCAUGGACCUCGCUUGCUUUGGUUGGGCUAGAUACACAGGGCAAGCUAAGUAUUCUUCGAGUCUCUCCUUCUAUGGGGCAUUCCUUGGACAUGUCAACAUCCCUACGUCACCUGCUUUUCUUGCUGGAAUACUGCAUGGUGACUGGGUAUGACUGGUGGGAUAUACUGCUCCAUGUUCAGCCUGGCAUGGUACACAAUCUAGUAGAUAAGUUAAAUGAGGAAUACACAAGGCAGAAUGCAGCACUUCAACAGGUUCUUUCCACUCGGAUUCUGGCCAUGAAGGCAUCUCUAUGUAAGCUGUCUCAGAACACUGUUACACGUGUCUGUGAUUAUCAUGCAAAGCUCUUCCUCAUCUCCAUCAGUUGUACCUUAAAAUCUCUUCUUCGUCCUCAUGUUCUCAAUACUCCCGACAAGAGUCCUGGAGACAGACUUACUGAGAUCUGCAGCAAAUUCACCGAUACUGAUAUAGACAAGGUUAUGAUUAACUUGAAGACAGAGGAGUUUGUGCUGGACAUGCCAACCCUUCAAUCUCUUCAACAGCUUAUACAGUGGCUUGGAGAUUUUGUACUUUAUCUGUUGGCCAGCUUACCAAACCAGGGUUUGUCAGUCCGGCCUGGGCACAGUUUUUUGCGUGAUGGAGCAUCUCUUGGAACCUUACGUGAAAUGAUGGUGAUGAUCCGAAUUUGGGGUCUUCUAAAACCAAGUUGCCUGCCUGUAUAUACAGCAACUUCAGAUACACAAGACAGCAUGUCACUGCUAUUCCGCCUCCUGACCCGUCUUUGGCUGUGCUGCAGAGACGAGUCUCAUCCAUGUGACCCAGAUGAAUCAUUAAUAGAUGAAUGCUGUCUUCUCCCCAGCCAACUCCUUAUUCCCAACAUGGAUUGGCUGCCCCUUGGAAAUGGUAUUAUCAGCCGACUUCAGAGCAAACUUCCCUUACGCCUACAGUUUGGAAAAACCCCUGGAGCUCAUAGCUAUGCUUCAGUACAUUAUGAGGCCUACACUAGGUCCCCUACACAACCAAAGAUUGAUCACCUGAGAAGACUCCACCUAGGUACAUUCCCUACAGAGCCUUGCAAGUCCUGCACUAGAUGUGGCUGUGUGACAAUGCUUAAGUCCCCAAAUAAAGCAACCGCAGUGAAGCAGUGGGAACAGAGAUGGAUUAAGACCUGUCUGUGUGGGGGCCUUUGGAGAAAAAUGCCUCACACUUACUCGUGACUUCCUCACUUCUAUGUCUGCUGGCAAGCAGACUUGAAAGAAUUUUCCACAAGACAAGAGCCUUAUGGUUAACUUGGGGGUACAAAAACAGUGCAGGUCAAACCAUUGUACCAAUUAUGGUGCAUAAAGGAUGGAGGAACAGAUGCAUAGCUUUCUUUUCAGUAACUCAUAAAAUUGUCACCUGGAUGUGUUCCAUGAAUGGUUCAUAAUGGUAUCAUAAAUCAAUGGUUUAAAAAAAAAAAAUCAGCAGUACAAGUACAAUGAGAGCAGAAGAACCUAAGGAAUUAAAGACCGCUAACAAGCAUCUUUGCCAUAUCCUUUUUAGGAUACUGGUUUGUAAAUGUUUUCUUUCUGUCCUAAACUGGGAUUGGCCAAGAGGGUGUAGAGAUCUAACAGAAAAUGAACAAUUACUUUUCUGUUCAGCUUUACUGCUUAUAACUAUGUUCCUAGCAGCUUCUAGUAUGUAUUCUAUGGAGGAUUGACUGACAGCCAGAUUCAACUAUAUAUGGAGUUAUCCAUAAAAAAUAAAAACUCUCGCUUGCUCGCUCUCUUUCGCUCUGGUUUACAUGGGCAUAAACUUGGAAGUAAGGAUUUUGGGGCCAUAUUUGUAUUUUAUUUAUCUGAUAGCAGUGUUACUUACUUAUACUAGUGAAAUGACAUGCAUGCAACUAAAAACACAUAACAAAACACAGUGCUGACAAGUAGAUACAAACGGUGAGGAGGGAGACGUUUUGUCCGCAUAUGUUCUCCACCAGCGGUGAUCAAACUGUCCUGUGUGUCAUGGGCCUUAGCCCUGAUGUUUGUCAAUUAUAGAUUUACAAGGGUUCCUAUACCAGAAGCUUAUUAUACUGUAUUAUAAAAACACAAUUCAGAAAGCACUAAAAAUAUCACUACUGUUACUGACCUAUAGAGGUCAGCAUUAUUCACAUUCUGGACAUACUGUGCUAGCAGGAAAUAUAGAAUAGUCUGAGCUACAGUUUAUAAGUAUAGCUAUGGUGAAAGAAAUAAUGGCACCAAAACACUGAAAUGUAUCAAAAGUAUUUUUUCAUCCAUGUAAACGAGGACAGAAAUGCCUUAUAUUCCUUUAAGGUGUUACAAAAGAAAAAUAAACACAUUUUAUUUUUCUAAUAUUGGAUUAAUGUUUUCACGUUAACACAAUAUUAAAAGCUUCAAAACUGAGAUUACUAUAGGAAAACAGAUGGGAUGUAAUUAUGUGAUGACCACAACUGUAAUGAUACAAAAGAUCAGUGGUCUACAAAGUUUUUGUGUAAGGGCCACAAUACAGAUGAAAGCUGAGAAAAUCACUGACACUUUGGCACAGGCAAAAUUGAGGACAAUUUGCUAGAGAAAGAGUACAUCGCUAACGAAGUUUCACACCCUUUCACUGGAGAUUAAUCACUCAUGUGAAUGAUCGUUACUCUGCAAACUCACUAAAGUGUGAAUUUUACAGGACGUUACCCCUUUUGCCAGAGUUUCCUUUGCCACCUUAGACCUGGCAAACUGAUAAGAUGAAGCUACAUUCUCCUCACUGAUGACAUAUCCUGUAUGCCGAAAAGUCUUAAAAAUUACUAAAAAAAACUGGCAUUUUUUCAUAUUUUAAAGCGGGAAACAUUUUUUUUUUUACCAUUUGAGGGGCAUGCCACAUUUGUUUUUGGGUGAGCUGAUGCCUAGGACACUAGAGGAUCUCUUUUGUCUUUAUUUUGCUUCCUUUAAUAUUUUUAAUAACAAGGGACCACUUGAGAUGCAACUUCGCAAUUUAGUGAAUUAGUAUAGUGAUAUAGCGAAUUUGCAUCUGACACAGUGGCACAAAGUGUGGUGAAGCCUUCGCUGGCGAAAAUUCGCCCUUUAGUGAAUUUGCCCCAUUAACUUGCAGUCACAUCAAUCUACAUUAGUUCUUCAUGUAAUAUCUUCACCCAGCUAGGGGUAGUUUCUUUGGCCUGAAUAUAAUAGCAUAAUGUGCUUUGAGGACAAUUACUUAUAGUGAUACAGGUCAUGAACAAUGUCAAUAAUUAAGCAUUCAUUAGAAUUUUUAAAGAUGUUUAAUAUAAACCAAGCCAAACCCGCAAUUCUCUAUUUUUAAACAUGCAAUGAUAGUGCAGCAUGUCCGCAGGAUACUGUGGGAGCUCACUGUCAUUUGGCUGUCAUUGUCUAACCUCCAAAAGCUGAAUUAAACCUGCCGUCAAAAAGAUGUACAUGGAAUGUAACAGUAUUAAAAUAAAUACAUGCUGCCUUUUUUCUUAAUGUGGGUGUGAUCCUGCUGUGAAGCACCUCACUCCAUCUGUUACAUUGGCAUCUUUCUGUUCAAGUGGAAAUUUGAAAGCCUGAAGCCAACUGGAACCCGUUCAUACACUUUAAACUGCUUACUAAAACAUCCCAAAGUUGUUUCAUAUGUAUAAAGCUGUGUAAACAAACCGAUUUUAUUUAUUGCCAUUUUUAAUGCCAGAUUUAAUGUUAUUGCCAUUGAACACACACACUCAUAUUUAUGCAGCAGUGUAACUAUUUAAUGCUUUUCAAAUUUGAAACUUGCUACAGCCAUGACACUUGUCUAUGCUACGACUGGAGAAAACCCUAACUUAACUACAAAACUCCAUUAAAUCCAGCGUUGCCG
Molecule: messenger RNA, 5388 nt
Organism: Xenopus laevis (African clawed frog)
Lineage: Eukaryota; Metazoa; Chordata; Amphibia; Anura; Pipidae
Gene: med16.S
Product: mediator complex subunit 16 S homeolog
Exons: 14
Coding region: 294-2780 (828 amino acids)
Biological process (GO): positive regulation of DNA-templated transcription; DNA-templated transcription
Cellular component (GO): nucleoplasm; nucleus; mediator complex
Source: RefSeq, a predicted model, not a curated record